AGCCACUCCUCCGAGGCUGCCCAGGCAUGAUUCCGGGAUUAUUUUUUGUACCGGCCUCGCAGCCUUGGCCGUCGCAUCAACUGUUGGAGGCGAGAGUGGCAGCCUUUCUCGAGGCACUCUCUUUGUUCCUCCGAGACUUCUUUCUUUUCCCCCUCUCUAGUUUUUCCCUUCUCUCCCUCCACAUUGCCACCACCAGAUCAGCUGAGAUCUCACUUUCGAUUCAGUGACUGGCUUUAAGUAGAGAGGCAGCCGAGCUGGACCUCGUCUUGUAGGCUCUUCUUGGCACUUGGUGAUCGCCACUGGGCUCGAUCUAGUGAUCCCAGCGCAUGAGCACAGGCGAACCGUAGGGCUAUAGGCAGUCGCUAGCCCCUGCCUUGUUCAGUUCAGUGACGAGCGCAGGUGCUAGUGCUGAAGCAAGCCUCACCGCCUGAACCCUGAAGGUAGAUCGACGUCUGAUCGCAUACGAAGACUUGAACGCCGGUCAAGCAGCCAUGAGCGGGUUCGGGCAGAGGUCGCGGCCGUGGCCAGGGGACCCCACGUCCACGCCGUCAGAGCCAGCCGCGGCGGUGGCGGCGGCCGCGGACGCGAGGGGCGAGGCGUCCACGCUCAAGGACUUUGGCACGUCCAUGGACGCCAUCUCCUUCGGGUUCGCGGCCACGGCCAUCCUCAUAUCGCUCUUCCUCCUCAUGGCCAUCUUCGAGCACCUCAUCAAGCCCCGGGCCUUCCCGCCGGACUCCCCCGACGGCACGCCCCGCGCCGCCCGCCACCGGCACGGCCGCUCGCCCGGCAAGCUCCGCAGCCCGCCCAUGUCUUUGGCGUCUUUCUCAGGUGGAGGCGGUGCUGCAGGCGGCGGACCUGUCGGUGCUGAUGCCGGGGCAGCGGUACCCGACGUACCUGGCGCAGCCGGCGCCGCUGCCGCCGUCGUGCCCGAGGGAAGGUGUGCAUUGGCCGCCGCACGACCACCACGCUUCGUACAUGCCACCCUGAUGCCUCCAUGGAGCGUGUCCGGCGCACAAGACCACGCUCACGCAGCAUGCUGUGUCCACCGUACCGUACGCAUUGCUCAUUCAGCAUUCAUCCUGUCUGUAUACCGGAGGGGGGUUGUAAGUCAAAUGCAGGUGAUGGCGAAUCUGAAACGGACGCGCUCUGUCCUGGCCGCCUGUUUGUUCUUGUCCGCACGAACCGUCCUUUCCAGAUGCCGGAAUCGCCAAUAGUUCAGGCGCAACCGUCCAGGGUUUACCUGGCAAUCAGGGCCGCGAAUGUGCAGCUGUUCCUGUUCGAUCGCAACAGUUUAGGAGCAGAGCAGUGUUUGUUUGUCCUCGAAAGGAUGAUGGUCCUGUAAACUCCACUGCACAUCCAUGCGACGUGCUGCCAGCCACAUGCUGAUCCUUUUGGCGUGAUGGCAUGUAACCACCGAUGCCCAUGGGGGCUUGGCUACUCAAGUUUCGUAGCAUGAUUGGAGCGUGUGUGUGCAGGACUAGGAGUGCCCAAGCUCAGCAAAUACACUGCGCGUGUCAUCAUGUGCCGAUACAGUGCACGACGAAGAAGGCUCUGAGUGUGAAGGCAUGCAUGAACAGAUCGACGGUCUAACAGAAAGCAGGAAGGGUAUGGUGUGCCCUGCCCGUCAGACAUGGCGUGAGGUGAGAUCAGAGGAGAAAUUUGCGCCCGGUGCGGCCUCCUGGGCCGGCACGGAACUCUGAAACUGUUGGAUAUGAAAGCAACAAUGUCCCAGGGACUCGAGCCUUGCACGUCUGCAACACGAGAUCCAAGUAGUAGCUCAGUCCUAGAUAGGAAGGUCAAAGAACGACUGCUAGCCUGAAGAUGAGCAUUUCGGAUCGUUCAGUCUUUCAAUCAGACAGAUUAAUUCUUCAAAAACAAUGUAGCAGCCUGGACAUGAAACACAUAGCGCCUGUUUGGUUUAA
Molecule: messenger RNA, 1922 nt
Organism: Panicum hallii
Lineage: Eukaryota; Viridiplantae; Streptophyta; Magnoliopsida; Poales; Poaceae
Exons: 3
Coding region: 492-1214 (240 amino acids)
Source: RefSeq, a predicted model, not a curated record